Messenger RNA from Phlebotomus argentipes, 3632 nucleotides. Its product is annotated as lysine-specific demethylase RSBN1L. The transcript has 6 exons. Gene Ontology annotation, cellular component: nucleus. The record is from RefSeq and is a predicted model, not a curated record. Lineage: Eukaryota; Metazoa; Arthropoda; Insecta; Diptera; Psychodidae. Bases 397 to 3480 code for a protein of 1027 amino acids.
AUAAAAGCGAAAAAGAGGUGAAAAGUGUUGGAAAACUAGUGCGAGUUUGGCGAAUUUUGCUGUUUUUGGGGGAAACGCAGAGAUUUUCACGCAUUAACAUUGUGCUGCGAGGAACUCUAGCUCAUUGAUAUUGUGCAGAAAGUGUUUCUCGGUGCUUUAGCAUGAUGCUUUAGACACCAUUUUGGGAAAAUACCCAUGUUUGACGUUUCGGCGAGUUCUCGAAGGUGCAAACAGAUGAAAAACAGUUUUAUUCUUCGUGACAAAUAAUUCCUCGCCAAUAUAUCAGUAUAAUGUAGUUGUGUUCAUGCUAGUGGCUAGCAGUAUUUGGUAAAAGUAGCGCAGAGUGAUUGAGUUUGGGGGAAACUGAGGCGUCAAGUCUGUGGACGAGGAGAAACAAUGGCGUCCACACAAACAGAGCCAGCCAACAGUUCCAGUCUCGAGAGCCCAUGUGUAGGGCCUCUGGAGGGGACUGCGGGGGCCCCCGAGGUGCCUCAGCCCAUCGAGAAGAUGGACGUGGACACGGUGAGGGAGGCGAAGCGGGCGGAAAACGAGGGUGCUGCAGAUGUGCGGGAGAUUGUGAGUGGAGAAAAUGGGGAGGGCAGUGAUUCUCAGGCCCGGACAAAUCCAAGUGCCGGCGAAGAGGGCGUCUGUACGACAGAGACGCAAAAUGAUUUUACCAUGGAGGCUCACCAGAAGAAGAAGAAGUGCAAAAAACGUGAGAAGGAGAAGGAGAAAGAGCGUGAAAAGGAGGAAAAUUUGCGUCGUCACUCGUCAGACUCACGAACGAGCCAAGAGAGUGAGAAAUCCAGUGAUAACAGUUCCUCGCCGUCAAUUAAUAGCGCCAAGGAGCCGACUAAGGAGGUUAUCAAGCCCAAAUCCACCAAGAAAUCCGGUGAAAGUGCCUCAGAGGAAGAGCGUGUGGAUGCCAAGGAGAAGACGGAGUCUCAGUCUGAUCCACCGCCUGUUGAUGAGGCGGUGUCGGAGAAGAAAGUAUUCCCAGCGACUAUGACUUUCGGCAGUGUGGAGAGAAAGGCGCAGGAAACACCGUCGAGGCAGGAUGUAUUCAUCAAGAAGGAUUAUCUACCGAAUCCGGCAAAUCUGGUGAAGGUUGAGAAGACCCGCGAGGACGUAUCGAGAGUGUUGGUGUUUGACACUGAGGAGGGCAGUUCGGUGGCUCCCGUGAAGGAGGAGAAAGUGGAGAAGAAGGAGUCCGUGGAGGUGAAGCCGGAAGCGCCGGUGACGAAUGGUGAUACAGCCGUGAAUGGUGUGGAGAAGGAGGCUGAGAUUGCGGUGUCGUCGAGCAGGAGUCGCGAUGAGACGUCCUCCAGGAAUCACAACAGCAGCAGCAGCAGCAGCAGCAGCAGUCAUCGACACCACCACAAGUCCUCCUCGUCGUCCUCGCACAAGAGCAGCCGCAGUGACUGCUCCAAGUGUUACCGUCGCUCGAAGGUGAAGAAGGUGAAUGUGGGCAUUCAGUGUCGAGCGCACAAGACAGAAAGCGGCACGGACACGACGCCAACCAGGAUCUCAACGACGAAUCGUGAUGCGAACUGCAAUCGCAGCGAGUACGCCCAUCUGAAGUACGGCAAGUUCUUUCGCAGAGAGAUUCAUCCCAAUGGCGGCGCUUCCGUGGUGCACAUGUAUCAGGAUGAGAUUGAUCAUCUGUCGCCCACGAAGAUGACAGAGCUUGUGGAUGAGUUCUUCUCGGUGGUCUUCGCUGAGGAUGACAAUGGCUUCGCUCACAAUGUCAUGGGCAUUGUUCACGAUGCAUCGGCAUACUUGCCGGACUUGCUGGAGCACAUGGCGGAGAAUUAUGCGUCGCUGACGGUGAAGGCGGGCGUGUUGGGGCGCAAUUCGGACAUUGAAACCUCCACGAUGCUUCAAUACCACGAGCAGGUGGUGAAGAACUAUUCGCAAGGGACUUUUCGCUACGGACCUCUGCAUCAGAUCAGCCUUGUGGGUAAAGUGCACGAGGAAGUGGGAGGAUAUUUUCCAGAUUUGCUGAGCCGACUCGAGAAGAAUCCUUUCCUGAAGAAGGCAAUGCCUUGGGGUGAAUUGUCAAUUGUGAGGAUGGAUCCUCGUCUGUCCAAUGACGGUCCGAUUUUGUGGAUUCGCCCAGGAGAACAAUUGAUUCCAACUGCAGAGAUCAACAAGACGCCACUGAAAAGACAAAGGACUCGAAUAAAUGAGCUGCGAAAUCUACAGUAUCUGCCGCGAUUGUCUGAAGCGCGUGAGGUGAUGUUUGAGGAUCGCACGAAGGCACACGCUGAUCACGUGGGUCACGGGCACGAUCGCAUGACGACGGCAGCCGUUGGGGUGCUAAAGGCGAUUCACUGUGGCAACAUGGAGAAGCAGAAUCGCAUCACGAAGGACGUUGUGGCGUUCUCGGCGCAGGAUUUCCCGCAUUUGGUGGAGAAAUUGCAAUUGGAUCUGCACGAGCCGCCCAUUUCACAGUGUGUCCAGUGGGUGGAGGACGCGAAACUCAACCAGCUGAGACGCGAUGGCAUCCGCUAUGCACGAAUACAGCUAUAUGAUAAUGACAUCUACUUCCUGCCCAGGAAUAUAAUCCAUCAAUUCAGGACUGUUACGGCCGUCACGAGUAUUGCUUGGCACUUGAGAUUGCAACAAUACUACCCGGAUACUGAGGUGCAGAAUGAGCAGAACAAUGGGGAGCUUGUGGAGCCGCCCCAAUACAAAGAGAGGCAAACGAUUCUGCCACAUCCGAUUCCUCUGGAUGUGGAGAUGCGCAAAUAUACGACGCCGGUGAAGAGAUCUCAUGAUGGGAAGCCGAAGAAGAGUGAGAAGAAGGAUCUCGAGAGACGCCGCAGUGACACAGAGGGAUCGGCUUCGAAGUCGGCGUCCAAGAAGACGGACGAGGCGAAGAUUGACAUGCGGAAGUUGGUGAUUGAGGCUGAGAGUGGUGAGAAGCACAAGCGCAAGAGUGGUACGAGUCACAAGCAUCAUCACAGUGGGAAGGAGAAGCACAGGAGUGAGCAUCGACACCACGGAUCGGAGAAGUCUUCAUCAUCGUCGUCCAGUUCGAAGCACAAGUCCAGCCACAGCAGCAAGUCUGAGAGAUCGUCCAGCCGACCGGAAACCUCCACGGCGGCCGUGUCAACGGACAGGAGGACGUCCAAUGAGUCGCGCGAGAGCAAGAGCUCGGCACUGUCCAGUGAUGCUGAUACUCAGACGAAUGAAUCAGCCACGCAGACGGUCACAACUCCCCAGCCACCCGCUCAGCCGCCGCCUCCGCUCACGGAACAGCCUCCGCCGCCUCCUUUGCCCCCGCUUCCGCCGCCCCCGCCUCCCCAAGAGGACUGCACACCUCCCGAAGAGCCUCCCGUUGCGGCCUCGUCCAAGCCCACCACGCCGGCGACGAAGGCGAAGAAGCCGCUCCCCGUGACGCCGCCGGAUCUGCUGACGUCCAUCAUGGCGAGUAUGGACUCGACGCCAGGCGGACGCAGCGGCGGCGCUUUCUGAUGCAAUCAACUUUCCUAAUCCACCCCGCGAGCAAUUAGAUGGACAAGUGGCUGGUUGGCACACACAGAACUAUAUAUAAUGUUGAGUACACAAAAAUAUGUUGCUAAUAAACCUUACAAAGAGAGCCGAAGGAGGAUUAAAGAGUAAGAGAA